UUAUUAACGUACUCUAACUACCCUACUGGAACUCUAUAUAGUAAAAUCUUGAUAAACUAAUAAUUUUAUACAAAAAAGUUUUAUCAUUUCAUAAAAAUUAUUAAAAUUUAAUUUAAUCAAGCUCAAUUGGGACCAAAUUUUUUUAUUAUUUUAGCGAAAUAAUUGGUUUACGGAAGUUCUACUAUAUUUGGGACAUGGAAGCCAAUUUUAGGCAACCAAAAAUGCUUCAAAAGUAUUAACAAGUUUUGCACCAUGAAGAAAAGUUACCCUUUUGGUGCUGGAAAUUAUUCUCAGAUUUAGUUCAUGACUAACUUUUGACCUUUUAGUUUAAUUUGGUAAAAAUUUACCCGUUAGAUAUAUUUGUAACGGUGGUGCUAUUCACAGCACAAAACACCACUCUACUCACAACUCACAACAUUUAAACCCUACAUUUUUCAAAUGGUGAUUAGUUUUAAGUGGUGAUUAGCUUGGUGAAGAGUGCUUGGAAUAGCAUUUCCAUAUUUAAACUCCCUUGUAUCUCUUUCAUAGGCCACCUCUUUGUGGUGGCCCUCAUUUUUUUUUUUGGUGAACAAGGCACUCGUUCUUUUAAUCCGGCGGGCUGGUCCUGAUGUAGGACCUUCAUUUUCACAUCGUCUUAUCCCCUCACUAUCCGUAAUAAAAAUAGUGGAGGAAAUAUGACCAUUUCCCGACCACUUCCACCACCGUUUCCUUAGUUCUCGUUAUCUUCACUUCGAUUGCUUCAAGUUCUCUAUGUUUUUUCACUUUCUACGAUCGUCGAAAACGAUUUCAUUGAUUUGUUACCCGCCUUGGAAGAUCCCAUCUGCCCUGUUUUGAGAUGCAUAUAACGUGUUUGAUGAAAUGUGCGAAAGGCAUAUGCAAUUUCAUAAUGAUUGUUGUAAUAAAUGUCAAAGUUGAGCUGAUACAGCACUACAUGUUUCAGAAUUCGGUACUGAUCAUCGACUUGGAAAACUUGGGGAUGGUAUCCGCCUUUGGGCAAGUAUUAAUCCAGACCUUAUCUUCGCUGUUUUUCUUCCUGCUCUUCUCUUUGAGAGCUCCUUCUUGAUGGAAGUACACCAAAUCAAGAGAUGCAUCGGUCAAAUGCUUAUUCUUGCUGGCCCAGGUGUUCUGCUUUCGACCUUCUGUCUUGGAUCUGCAAUGAAGUUUGCUUUUCCAUACAACUGGAGUUGGAAGACAACCUUGUUGCUAGCGGGAAUUCUUAGUGCUACGGAUACUGUAGCUGUUAUGGCUUUGUUGAAAGAGCUUGGCACGAGCAAAAAGUUGAAGACUAUAAUCGAAGGAGAAUCACUGAUCAAUGAUGGGACAACCAUUGUGGUGUAUCAGUUGUUCUACCGUAUGGUCCUAGGGGAAAACUUCAGUGCUGGAGAUAUAGUCAAAUAUGUAACACAAGUUUCAGUUGGAGCUGUAGGUAUAGGUCUUGCUUUUGGAGUGGCAUCUGUUUUGUGGCUGGGAUAUAUUUUCAACGACACUGUUAUAGAGAUUUCACUUACACUUUCUGUGAGCUACCUCGCUUAUUUCGCUGCUCAAGAGGGCGCUGGCGUGUCAGGUGUCUUAACAGUGGUGAUUUUGGGGAUGUUUUAUUCUGCAGUUGCUAGGACAGCUUUUAAGGGUGACAGCCAACAGAGUUUGCAUCAUUUUUGGGAAAUGGUUGCCUACAUUGCUAACACCCUCAUUUUCAUCUUAAGUGGAGUGGUUAUAGCUGAAUCUGUUCUUCACAGCGACAACUAUUUCUUUAAGCAUGGAACAUCAUGGGGUUACUUGAUUCUUCUCUAUGUUUUCAUCCAAUUAUCCCGCGUUAUAGUUGUUGGGACCUUGUAUCCGUUUCUGCGCUAUUUUGGGUAUGGCCUGCAGUGGAAAGAAGCUAUUGUUCUUGUUUGGUCAGGCUUAAGAGGUGCCGUGGCAUUGUCUAUGUCAUUAUCAGUGAAGCGUGCAAGCGACAGUUCAACCUUUUUAAAUCGUGAAACAGGAACUCUGUUUCUUUUCUUUACCGGUGGGAUUGUAUUCCUGACGCUCAUUGUCAAUGGAUCGACGACACAAUUCCUCUUACGUUUUCUGGGUUUGGAUAAGCUAUCAGCCGCAAAGAAACGUAUUUUGGACUACACAAGGUAUGAAAUGAUGAAUAAGGCACUGGAAGCAUUUGGUGAUCUUGGAGAUGAUGAGGAACUAGGUCCUUCUGAAUGGCCCACGGUGCAAAAAUAUCUUGCUUGUUUGAAUAACCUGGAAGAAGACCAGGUGCACCCUCACACUCAAUCCCAGAAUGAGAUUAACAUCGAUGCUAUGAAUGUAGAAGACACCCGAGUACGCCUCUUAAAUGGAGUCCAAGCUGCUUAUUGGAGGAUGCUAGACGAGGGAAGAAUAGCCCAGAAUACUGCAACUAUCUUAAUUGGAUCAGUAGAUGAGGCAAUGGAUUUCGUCAGCCAUGAUUCCCUGUGUGACUGGAAGGGGCUAAAAUCCCAUGUUCACUUUCCGAGUUACUACGGAUUGCUCCAGAGGAGCAUCUGUCCAAGGAAGCUGGCGAGUUUAUUUACGGUGGACCGGUUAGAGUUUGCAUGUUACAUAUGUGCAGCGUUUCUCCGCGCUCAUAGGAUUGCAAGGAGGCAACUGCAUGACUUUAUAGGCGACAGUGAAAUUGCUUCUCUUGUAAUCAGUGAAAGUGAAUCAGAAGGAGAAGAAGCAAGGAAAUUUUUGGAAGAGGUCCGACAUACUUACCCUCAGGUUUUGCAUGUUGUAAAAACAAGGCAAUUAACAUAUGCAGUGCUAAAGCAUUUGGGCGAGUAUGUUCAAAAUCUUGAAAAAGUAGGGAUAUUAGACGAGAAAGAGAUGAUUCAUCUUCACGAUUCUGUGCAGACUGACUUGAAGAAAGCUCUAAGGAACCCUCCCGUAGCAAAGAUGCCAAAGUUAAAUGAUAUGUUAAGAGUCCAUCCUCUGCUGAGAGCACUUCCUUCAACUGCACGUAUGCAUCUUGAAACAUGUACUAAAGAAUUAUCAAAACCUCAUGGAGUAGCACUUUGUAAAGAGGGAACUGAACCAAAAGGAAUAUGGCUUGUUUCAAAUGGAACUGUGAAGUGGGGGAGUAAAAAUUUCAGAAACAAACAUUCUUUGCAUCCAACAUUCUCACAUGGAAGUACUUUAGGCCUAUAUGAAGUACUAACUGGAAAGCCUUACAUCUGCAAUCUCAUCACAGAUUCUGUUAUAUACGGUUUUUUCAUUGAAAGUGAAACGAUACUCUCGUUGAUCCAAUCAUAUCCUUCUGCAGAAGAUAUCUUGUGGCAGGAAAGUUUCUUAGCCAUUGCCAAAACCCUUGUUCCACAAAUAUUUGAGAAAAUGGCUAUGCAUGAAUUGAGAUCCCUUGUUGUGGACAAGUCAGAUAUGAACAUAUACAUAAGCGAAGAAAUUAUAGAAAUACCCCCACACUCUGUUGGAUUUCUAUUGGAAGGGUUUAUUAACUCCGUAACUGAUCCAGAGGAAAUGGUGACAUCUCCAGGAGUGCUGUUACCCUCGUAUGGAGAUUUAAGCUUCCUCAAUUUGGAAACAUCAGGUCCCAAGGCUGGAACCUCGUACCAGGUUAUAACAAGAGCUAGGGUGAUUAUACUUGACAUGGCGACAGUUGAGGCUGACACACAACCACGAAGGAGAGCAACAUCUUCAUGGAACCCUGCUGCAGUUGAAUCCCCUAGAGGCUUAAAUAGAGAGCACGGCGGUCUAGUGAGUUGGCCUGAGAACUUGUUCAAACGCAAAGGACGCCAACACGAGAAGCAGGGCAGUAGCUUUAGAAACUCCAGAAGUUUCAAGAGUUCUCAGACGAAUGAACUGCACAGUCAUUCAUAUCCAAAAGUUCCAUCAAACGGAGAGGUUAGACCACUUGUGUCCGUCGGAUCAGAAGGGUCUAAUACUGCAAGAAAAACUAGCUUCACGCUUAAAGAAUUUACAAGAUCAGAUGAGAAUUCUGUCAGCAGAAAUACUAGUAAGAGUAGCACAGAUGAUACCUCAAGUGAUGAAUCUGGUAAAGAAGAAGAACUCAUAGUGAGAAUCGAUUCCCCGAGCAGGCUUUCCUUUCAACAGCUACCAGUUUCAUCCCAGUACCCAUAGAUGGUUAUGAUUGUGCUAUUGGUAAUUCCCUCUGUGUGCUCUUAUGGAAGAAUACAAUAAAAAACAAAAUAAAAACAUCUUCGAGAAGCUUUGGAAUAUGGAAGGAAGGAUGUGAGGUGCUCUUUCAGAAUAAGACUUCAAUUCCCAGAAAGCAACAUCUGUUUAUACUUAUCUGUAUAGGAGUUGGAGAAGAAGAACAAAAACCCACAAGUGAACCAGCAUCUUCAUCAGAAUUCUCACCGGAAACAUGUGAUGCAUUCUAUCUUACUAAGAGUGGUAGAUGUGGCAUUGUACUAGUCUUACGCGAUUUUGCAGGUAACUUCUAAGGUUGCAGAUCCAUGGACUCAGAAGUGCUGAGCGCGCAGAAUGUCUAGCAGUUUUAGCAUGGGAGAAUCUUGAUAGUCUUGUGGACACUAUGUCAAUAUUUCAAUCGUUUUAAUAAUUGGCAGUGUAAUUUUUUAAGAAGAGAAUGGUAAGGUAGCGGACAGGAUGGGCAAAGACAGUGGAACUGUAGAAGGUUUGGUGUUAGUAAUGGCUGGUAUGACAGUCCACCAAACAUUAUUUCUAGGCUUUUGCUGAAGGACAUAAACCAUAUAACAGCUUUGCUCUAAUGAAUUUUCUUUGCAUCAAA
Molecule: messenger RNA, 4738 nt
Organism: Papaver somniferum (opium poppy)
Lineage: Eukaryota; Viridiplantae; Streptophyta; Magnoliopsida; Ranunculales; Papaveraceae
Product: sodium/hydrogen exchanger 8-like
Exons: 21
Coding region: 1063-4107 (1014 amino acids)
Biological process (GO): proton transmembrane transport
Cellular component (GO): membrane; chloroplast envelope
Molecular function (GO): sodium:proton antiporter activity
Source: RefSeq, a predicted model, not a curated record